AUGUCCGUCGACGAGCUCCUCUCUCGAUUCAGCAGUCUCGAGAUGGAAGCCUCCGCCGAGACCUACCACAUUCUGAGCCUCCACUAUCUCGCCCGUGAGCUACUCCCAAGCGAUACCGAAUGCUACAUGUGUGGCCCGAGGAACGUGUGCCAGCGGAACAGACCACCCGCCGAUCCGAGACUCUUGGGCAUGCUGGAUUACAGCUUCAACACCAUGAUUUCGACAUCGACUAGACAAGAGCCAAUUUGUGGGCAGCGAGAGCACGAGAAGCUUUUGGCUGCUGUCGCAGAUCUCUCACAAUUCCCGGGAGAGUCUGUCCUGAAGAUCGCCUCGUACUUCGAUGAUCGCGAGUUCCUGUGUGUUGUGUAUCGGUUCAGGCUGCAGAGCGCCACCGUCAACAAGUUCGAGUCGACCAGAGAGUUUGAACUGAACACAAACGAGAUGAAUGCCCUUCGAUCACACUGGACAGAGCAUCCGUGGACACGUCUCGUGGAUCAUUUGAUAAGUCGCGAGUCCGAUCGAGCUUACUACCAUGUCCAAGAAGGCGUCAGUCCAUGGGAGGCUUACCGCGAGGAGGAAGAAUGGCUUGAGCAGCCAUGGCGCGAGCAGUGGGCUGUACGACAGAUUCCAGAUGUGAUCGAAGCCUUUCGGUCAAAUCUCUUCCAUGCCGACACGGAGGAGAAGCUGAAGGCAGUCGGGGUCGCGGAGCUCCACACGCACUGCGACCAUAGCAUCACGAUCACGAGAGACGCCAUGGAGGUUUUGACCCCAGAGAGCUGUCUGGCCGCGAAAUGUCCCAGCUGUGGAAAGGCGAUCAUGACUGACUACGUCGUCAACGAGAUCAGAGUCAGCCAAGAGUCGGAGAAAGCUGUGGCAUUCAAGAAAGAGAACAAACUCUGGAUCCGACUGGAUCAUCGUAUUGUCGACGGGGAAUUCUCCUUCGACGCCGACGAGAUCUUCACGGCCCUGGAGAUGUCAUUGAGGAGCCUGACGCCCCCGAAGAUGGCUUGUCUGCCAGGGUACUCAUUCGGUGACUAUCGUGCAACGAAGGCCGUUCUCGAGGGGUUUCGGGACCAUUUCGAGGACUCUGACGACGUGUUCGAAGUCACGGGCAUCGAGUUGGCCGAGCAUCUUUACCGAACGGCGAUGGAGACGAAGAUUGGGUCUUCCACGAUACCACUCGGCCAAGCUGUUCGUCGCCCUCGGUUUAAGGAAGACCUAGAAGUGUGGCUCCGCCGAGCAGUCAACUUGGCCAUUGCAAGCUGCAGGCGGAAGUUGGAGGCGUCGAUGGAUGAAGAAUCGAUGCUAAAGGCAAUGGGAGGGUUUGAUCUAGGGGGUGGAUCAGUGGAGUCGAUCGGGGCGAUGUUCAUGCGGAUGGGCAUCUAG
This is a messenger RNA of Zasmidium cellare ATCC 36951, 1386 nucleotides long. RefSeq lists its product as uncharacterized. Lineage: Eukaryota; Fungi; Ascomycota; Dothideomycetes; Mycosphaerellales; Mycosphaerellaceae. The record is from RefSeq and is a predicted model, not a curated record. Bases 1 to 1386 code for a protein of 461 amino acids. The transcript has a single exon.